AUGGAUCCAAACGUUGAACCUUGGAUUUAUCCAAUGUAUUAUCCACAUGGUACGCCAGGUUGGCACGAUAAUAUUAAACAAAUUAAUGGAAAACGUUUGAGAGUUGAAAAGCAUCAGGGACUAAUCGAUUAUUUAGAAAAAAAAGCGACUGAUGCUAAUGCUCGUGUUGGACGAAUAAUGAUACUUCCAUCAACAUUUAUUGGUUCACCUCGAAAUAUGAUGCAAAAUUAUCAAGAUGCGAUGGCUAUUAAACGUGGUUUGCCGCAUGUGCAUAUAUUAGUAACUUUAAAACAACAAUGCAAAAUUAUUAAUUCGGAAACCGUUGAUAAGUAUAUUUCUGCUGAAAUUCCGGAUCCUGCUAUUGAUCAAAAUUUGCAUGAAAUUGUCAUGAAAAAUAUGAUUCAUGGACCAUGUGGUAAUUGGUGUAUGGUAAAUGGAAAAUGUUCAAAGCAUUUUCCAAAAUCUUUUCACGAGGAAACAACUAUGGAUGAAAAUGGUUAUCCACAAUACCGUCGAAGAGACACUAGCAUUUUGUAUGAGAAACCUGGAGGAUUUGUAGUAGAUAAUCGAUUUGUUGUUCCUUACUGUCCAAUAUUAUCAACAAUUUUUAAUUGUCAUAUUAAUGUUGAAGUUGUUUCAAGUAUCAAGUCAGUAAAGUAUUUAUAUAAAUAUAUUUACAAAGGUCACGAUGCAGCAUCUGUAGUUAUAGAAGAAGAUGUGAAUAAUAUGGAAAUUGUUCAUGACGAAAUCAAAGAUUUUAUUGAAGCACGUUAUGUAGGACCAGUUGAAGCUUAUUGGCGUAUUGUAAAUAAAAUAUUGCAAGAAAAAAGUCAUGCCAUCAUUCGUUUACCUGUACAUUUGCCAAGUGAACAAAAUGUAAUUAUCUCUGAUCAUUUAAAUGAACAAGAUUUACAAUCUGCUUUAGAACGUAUAACAAUGUUAAUGGAUUAUUUUGAAUUAAAUAAACGAGAUGUUGAUGCACACCAAUAUGUAUAUACAGAUAUACCUUUAUAUUACGUGUUCAAGAAAGUAAUUCUUGAUGGAAAACAAAUUAGUCGUUGGGAAAAACAUCAGAGUAAAUUUAAUUGUAUUGGACGAAUGUACUCAGUUAGUCCAACUGAAAUUGAAUUAUUCCAUUUACGUAUUCUUUUAUUGAAUAUUAAAGGAGCAACAAGUUAUAAUGCUUUAAAAACAGUUAAUGGUGUAUUACAUCAAACAUUUACUUCUGCAUGUUUGGCUUUGGGUUUAAUUGAAGAUGAUGAUGAAUGGAAACGUGCAAUUAGCGAAGCUUCUAUAUAUAUGGAUGAUGCCAAGACAACUUAG
Nylanderia fulva is the source of this 1323-nucleotide messenger RNA. The record is from RefSeq and is a predicted model, not a curated record. NCBI's taxonomy places the organism in Eukaryota, Metazoa, Arthropoda, Insecta, Hymenoptera, Formicidae.